Messenger RNA from Melospiza melodia melodia, 2536 nucleotides. RefSeq names its product ADP-ribosylarginine hydrolase (gene ADPRH). Lineage: Eukaryota; Metazoa; Chordata; Aves; Passeriformes; Passerellidae. The record is from RefSeq and is a predicted model, not a curated record. The transcript has 4 exons. Bases 16 to 1422 code for a protein of 468 amino acids.
AGGGCAGCCCCGAAAAUGAACGCCAACCAGUCCGUCCGCUGGCGCCGAACGGAGUCCAGCGGGGGUGCCGAGGAGGGCCCGGGGGGCUGGCAGGGAGGGCCCGGCCCCGCUGCCUUGGAGGAGCCGUGCCCGGUGACAGCGCCGCGGGAGGCCGCGGAUGGCCGGGCUGAGCGGAGCGGCCCGGGCCGGGUUCAGCAGGCCGCGCCCAGGGCCGCGGAGGCCGAGCCGCGCCCCAUGGAGCGGGGCGGGUUCCCGUGCGCUGCUCGGAGCGUGCUGGGAGCGGCGGGAUUGCUGGCCGGGCUGGCGGCGAUCGGCGGGCUCGCUGUUGUCUUCUACACUGGAGUAGCUGUGGGACAAAAAAUGUGUCCUAAAGGAGUGGAAAACUAUGUGGCAUCCAUGGUGCUGAGUGCAGUUGGUGACACAGUGGCAUAUUACAACGGGAGAUGGGAGUUCCAGAAGAGUGGCCCAGUCAUCCACAAGGAGCUGGCAGACAUGGGGGGGCUGGCCAACAUCAGCCUCCAGGGCUGGAUAGUCAGCGAUGACACCGUGAUGCACUUGGCCACGGCCGAAGCUCUGGUGGCAGCUGGGAAAAACCCAACGUUACCACAUCUCUACACUCUGCUUGCAAAGAACUACAAGGAGUGCAUGAAUGACAUGGAGGGCAGAGCUCCAGGUGCCAUGUCUAUGGAAAGCACCAGGAAGCUGGCUCCGGGGCAGCCCGACGGCUGGCGGAUCCCGUUCAGCCCGCGGGCAGGGGGCUGCGGGGCCGCCAUGCGCGCCAUGUGCAUCGGGCUGCGCUUCUACCGGCCCGCCCAGCUGGACACGCUGAUCCGCGUCAGCAUCGAGAGCGGCCGCAUGACCCACCACCACCCCACCGGCUACCUGGGGGCCCUGGCCUCAGCCCUCUUCACGGCUCACGCGGUGAACGGCGUGCCCCCCGUGGCCUGGGGGAAGGGGCUCGUGGAGGUGCUGCCACGGGCAAAAGCCUACGUGCAGGAAUCCGGCUUCUAUGUGAAGGAGAACAUGGAGCAAUGGUAUUACUUUGAAGAGAAGUGGAAAAAAUACCUGGAGGAGAGAGGCAUCUCGGACGGGGUCUCAUCACCCAAAUUCCCGGCCAAGUACGGCGUGGAAGAGAGAGACUCGUUCUACACCUCGCUCAGCUACAGCGGCUGGGGCGGCAGCAGCGGGCACGACGCGCCCAUGAUCGCCUACGACGCCCUGCUGGGCGCAGGGGACUCCUGGACGGAGCUGGCUCACCGCGCCUUCUUCCACGGCGGGGACAGCGACUCCACGGCUGCCAUCGCCGCCAGCUGGUGGGGCGUCAUCCACGCCUUCAAGGGCGUUCCCCCCAACCUCUACGCCCACCUGGAGUACAAGGAGCGCCUGGAGAAGGUGGCCAAGGACUUGUACAGCAUACUGUAGGCAGGAGAUGGCAGCCACACCACAGGCACAACUACUCAGCAGCUGUCCCGUGCUCUCUCGCUUGGUUUGCAAAGCUGCCAGAUUAAAUCUUGAGAAUGUAAGCCAGAGUCAGACCUGCCUUUUCUCUACCAUCAGAUCAAAUGUCAUUCUGAGGGGCUACUGUAAUCACAAACUUAUUCUCAGCUAUCCCCUACAUUGGACAAACACCAGUCAAAUGAGCCUGAGGUGGGUUCUCUGUCGAUAACCCCACACUACCUCGAUUCUUUGCCCUUCAUUUCCUCCUCUCAUUCGUCAUCAUAGGCCCCACACUCGGCCAUCUCACCUUCCCCCAUGAAACAGGCUCAAAUAACCCGCUAGGCAUCCCCUCAGACUGUGACAAAAUCCCCUUCCACCCAUACUAUAUUAUUAAAGACAUCCUAGGAUUCGUACUAAUUCGUGUGCUGGCUUCAGCGGGGAGGCCACAUCGGUGCUAGUUUGGGGCUGGUGGUUUGAUGGGAACACACAGUGGUGCCCCAGACAUCCCUCCUGUGCUGCAGGGUGGCUGCACAUCGUGUGGCCCUCAAGAGGAGCAGGAGCACCCACAGCAGCCCUGCUGGGCCUGCUGCAGCAGCAGGACAGGCAGCAAACCCCACUGAAACCCCCCAAACCAGCAUCGGGCAAAAGCAGCCAAUUGUGUCUGGGGGCAACAGAGCUUUCUUAUAACAUUAUUUUAGCAGAGGAUGUUUUUUGUUUCAAAUGAAUGUGGAAAAAACCCCCAAACCCAACCUUAAACCCAAUUCUACACCACUCCUGCAAUACACGUACAAUGCAUCAUGCUACUUGCCUAUUUCAGUGAAUAUGGGAGAAUUCAGGACUCCUGACCAAAUCCUUACUUAAGGCAAAGUGGGUAAGGAGAAUUAAAUAGGUUGCAUUGUACCUCAGCUUCAUCAGCUUCUGUAGUGAACUAUAUUCUGCUUUCAUCAAGGUUACUAGAAGUAAUUUGCUUAACAUUUGCUACGCAUAAUUCUAUGAAAAUAAGGUUUUUCUUCAAAUCCAGACUAUGACACAGCAAAGUACUUCUACUGUUUUCAGAACAAUUUCAAAAUGAGUGUGUUCAAUAAAAUGUCCUGACAGA